Molecule: messenger RNA, 1858 nt
Organism: Ricinus communis (castor bean)
Lineage: Eukaryota; Viridiplantae; Streptophyta; Magnoliopsida; Malpighiales; Euphorbiaceae
Product: fatty acyl-CoA reductase 3-like
Exons: 10
Coding region: 101-1579 (492 amino acids)
Biological process (GO): long-chain fatty-acyl-CoA metabolic process; suberin biosynthetic process
Cellular component (GO): intracellular membrane-bounded organelle
Molecular function (GO): alcohol-forming very long-chain fatty acyl-CoA reductase (NADP+) activity
Source: RefSeq, a predicted model, not a curated record
UUCAUUCAUUUAAACACAUACACAACACGAAAAGCUCUCUCUCUCUCUCUCUCUCUUUCUCUCUCGCUGUCUCUCUCUCUCUCUCAUUUGAUCUUUGCAAAUGGAGUUUGGAAGUAUCCUUCAAUUUCUUGAGAAGAAGAAUAUUUUGAUCACUGGUGCCACUGGGUUUUUAGCAAAGAUUUUUAUAGAGAAGAUAUUGAGAGUGCAACCAAAUGUGAAGAAGUUGUAUCUUCUUUUAAGAGCUCCAGAUGCUAAGUCUGCUUCUCAACGCUUGCAAAAUGAGCUAUUAGGGCAGGACUUGUUUAGACUUGUAAAAGACAAAUGGGGUGCAAAUCUAAAUUCUUUUAUUUCUGAAAAGAUUGUUCUUGUUCCUGGUGACAUAUGCUGUGGUAUGGACUUGGGUGUGAAAGAAUCUAACUUGAGGGAUGAGAUGUGGAAAGCAAUAGAUGUUAUUGUUAAUUUAGCAGCAACAACUAAUUUUGAUGAAAGAUAUGAUGUGGCACUUGAUCUCAACACAAUGGGAGCUAAGCAUGUCUUGUGCUUUGCAAAGAAAUGUGUUAGACUCAAAGUUCUUGUUCAUGUUUCUACUGCUUAUGUUGCUGGAGAGAAGGGAGGAUUACUACAGGAGACCCCUUAUCAAAUUGGCGAGACAAUUAAUGGAGUCUCUGGGCUAGACAUUGAUGAAGAGAAAAGAUUGGUUGAUGAGAAAUUAAAUCAACUUCAAGCUGAAGGGGCCACUGAUGAUGCUAUCAAAGAGGCAAUGAAGGACAUGGGCAUCCAAAGGGCAAAGCUCUAUGGAUGGCCAAACACAUAUGUCUUUACAAAGGCAAUGGGAGAGAUGAUUGUAGGACAUUUGAAGGAGAAUUUGUCCGUAGUCAUUUUACGACCCACCAUUAUAACAAGUACUUACAAAGAACCUUUUCCUGGUUGGGUUGAAGGGGUCAGAACAAUUGACAGUUUAGCCGUUGGUUAUGGGAAAGGAAGAUUGACAUGCUUUCUUGGUGAUAUUAAUGGAAUAGUUGAUGUGAUACCAGCUGAUAUGGUGGUGAAUGCAAUUAUUGUUGCUAUGACGGCUCAUGCUAAUCGACCAUCUGAAAACGCAAUUUAUCAAGUAGGUUCCUCAGUAAGACAUCCUUUGAGAUAUGCUAAUCUUCAAGAUUAUGGACUUAAUUACUUCACAAAGAAACCAUGGAUUGGUAAGGAUGGGAAGCCUGUCAAGGUUGGCAAGGUGAAGGUUCUCGACAGCAUGGCUAGCUUCCGUAGAUAUAUGGCAGUUCGUUACUUGCUAUUGCUAAAGGGACUAGAACUGGCAAAUACAGCAUUUUGCCACUAUUUUCAGGGCAUAUAUAGUGAUCUUAAUAGGAAGAUCAACUUUGUAAUGAAACUGGUGGAGCUUUACAGGCCAUACUUGUUCUUCCAGGGAGUGUUCGAUGACAUAAAUACUGAAAAACUACGAAUGGCAGCUAGAGAAAAUGGUACAGAGAUUGAUAUGUUCUAUUUCGACCCGAAAUCCAUUGAUUGGGAAGAUUACUUCGUUAAUGUUCAUAUUCCUGGUGUGGUAAAAUAUGUUUUCAAAUAAUGUUACAUGCAAAAAAGAAAAAAGGAAAAAGAAAAAAAGAAAGGAGGUUGUUUGUUCUCAAGAAAAUUGUAUCUACAUUUUUAUGUGGUAUGGGGAAUUAGUAAUAUCAUUUAUUCAUGGCAGGAUUACUUAAAAAUGUAUCUGCCAAAAUGAUUAGGAACUUUCUUAAAAGUGAGUUAAUUGUGAUAUGAUUCUGAUGUUUCCUGAUUAAUGUAGUUUAAAAUUGUUGUGAAAAGUUUGUUUAGAGUUAAAUAAUGAUUAUGUUCAUUAAUCUUUUCA